Amphibalanus amphitrite is the source of this 4528-nucleotide messenger RNA. Its product is annotated as glutamate receptor ionotropic, NMDA 2B-like. Gene Ontology annotation, cellular component: postsynaptic membrane; plasma membrane. Lineage: Eukaryota; Metazoa; Arthropoda; Thecostraca; Balanomorpha; Balanidae. Gene Ontology annotation, biological process: synaptic transmission, glutamatergic; modulation of chemical synaptic transmission; monoatomic ion transport. Gene Ontology annotation, molecular function: NMDA glutamate receptor activity; transmitter-gated monoatomic ion channel activity involved in regulation of postsynaptic membrane potential. Bases 379 to 3477 code for a protein of 1032 amino acids. The record is from RefSeq and is a predicted model, not a curated record. The transcript is spliced from 25 exons.
CGGUUGCAGUUCACGAUGGACACUGGACAGUCAUCGUUUGGUGACUACCCAUCGUUUGUACAUCCACGGAACUGUUGCUCUCAAGCCGAGAGCCCUGUCCAAUGGCUGGUUACGGGGGUGGAUUGGCUGGCCUGACGCAGCCGCAGUCGGCCGCCGGCGCCGGUGGCACUCGGUGGCAGUCGGCGGCCGUCUGCCGCGCCGACCGGCAACAGGGCCCCGUGACCCGGGGUCGGUCCGGCAGCAGGGCUCAGUGACCCAGGCUCGGCCCUGUCCAGCGGACUGCAGCCAGACGUUGACGGCUGACCGGCACCUGAUGGCACCAAAGCGCUCUGAGGGCCGUCAUUAGGACAGACAAGCGGCGGACGAGCCGGCGCCGUCAUGCAGUUUCCGCCUCUGGUGUCGGCACUGGCGCUGCUGAUGCUCUCUCAAGUGGGCGUCAUCGAGCGCGUGGAGACGGCUGAUAUUGAGAGGAAUGUGUCCGUGGGACUGGUGCCUCCGUAUUCCACUUUCCAUAACCGCGGCUACCAGGCUCGCGUCUCCUUGACACUGCAGUCCAGGGGCUCCAAUAUACUUCGGAGCACGCGAUUUGUGCACAGACAGAUGUUCAAGACUCUCAGCCCCACAGCGAUCCUGAAUGCUUUGUGUAAUCAGUUUUUGCCAGCGAACGUGGCUGCCAUUAUUUACAUCAACAACAAGGAGCACUACGGCCGGAACACCGCCUCCAGCCAGUACUUUCUGCAGCUGGCCCGUUAUCUGGGCAUUCCCGUCAUUGCCUGGAACGCAGACAACUCGGGCCUCGACCAGGAACAGGGCACGAAACAGUCGAGCCUGCGGCUGGAGCUGGCGCCGUCGAUCCACCACCAGGCCGCGGCCAUGCUCUCCAUCCUGCAGCGCUACAACUGGCACGGGUUCGCAAUCGUCACAUCGCAAAUUGCCGGCUACGACGAGUUCACUCGCGCCGUUCGAGACACGGCGCUGGAGCUCCAAGAGGAAUUCAAAUUUUCCAUACUCAACACCAUUAUUGUUCGCGAAUCGAAGGACUUAGAGGAGCUGGCCAACUCUGAGGCGAGAAUCAUGCUGCUCUACUGCACAAAGGACGAAGCACGGGAAAUCAUGCACAAGGCCCACUCUCUCCACAUCACGGGCAAGAAUUACGUGUGGAUCGUAACACAGAGCGUCAUUGGGAGCGAUCUGGAGACCGUGGCGGCAGACUUCCCGAUCGGCAUGCUCGGACUGCAUUUCGAGACGAGCAGCAUGGAGGUGAUGAAGCAGAUCGGACGCGCCCUGGAGGUGUUUAUUCGUGGCGCAGAGCUGUUCUUCAAGGCGUACAACCACAGCAAGCUGAGUCCUCAGCUCUCCUGCGAGGGACACGGCGAGGUCCGCUGGGAUCACGGAGAGCUCUUCUACAGACAUCUGUUGAACGUGAGUUUUCGGCUGGACGAGGUGCCCGACUACCUUGCGUUCAACUCGGACGGCACGGUCAAGUCGGCGCAGCUGAAAAUCAUGAACUUGCGACGAGGGAACAGUGCCAAACAGUGGGAGGAGAUCGGCACCUGGCGCGCCGACCAGGCCGACCAGCUCAACAUCAAGGACAUCGUCUGGCCGGGCCUGUCGCACGUGCCGCCAGAGGGCGUGCCGGAAAAGUUCCACCUCAAGAUUCUGUUCCUCGAGGAGUCUCCGUACGUGAUUCUCGGCAUGCCGGACCCCAUCACGGGCAAGUGCAGCGCCAACCGCGGCGUGCUCUGCAGGAUCGCGCCAGAAGCCGACAUCGAGGGCAUGAACCUAACGGUCGCUCAGAGGAACUCAUCGCUCUACCAGUGCUGCUCCGGCUUCUGCAUUGACCUGCUGGAAAAGUUUGCCAAGGACCUUAUAUUUACAUACGAUCUGGUGCGGGUGGACGACGGCAAAUGGGGAACCAUUGAGAACGGCUCCUGGACGGGACUGGUGAGCGCCCUGAUGAACAGGAAGGGCGACAUGGUCAUCACGUCGUUCAACAUCAACUCCGACAGGGAGAGCGUCAUCGACUUUAGUGUGCCAUUUCUGGAGACGGGAACAACGAUAUUGGUGGCAAAGCGGACGGGGAUCAUCUCGCCGACUGCGUUCCUGGAGCCGUUCGACACGGCCUCCUGGACGCUGGUGGCGUUCGUGGCCAUUCACGCCACGGCGCUCACCAUCUUCCUGUUCGAGUGGCUCAGUCCGUCCGGAUACAACAUGAAGACGGUGGCGCCGCGGGACCACAAGUUCUCGCUGUUCCGCACCUACUGGCUGGUGUGGGCCAUCCUGUUCCAGGCCGCCGUGCACACGGACUGUCCGCGCGGUCUGACCGCCAGGUUCAUGGCCUCCAUGUGGGCGCUGUUCGCCGUCGUCUUCCUCGCCAUCUACACCGCCAACCUGGCCGCCUUCAUGAUCACCCGAGAGGAGUUCCACGAGCUCAAGGGCAUCGACGAUGAGCGGAUGAGGUCGCCGUACCAGUUCGAGCCGCCGUUCCGAGCCGGCACCGUGCUCCACACCAACACGGAGAUGGUGCUGCGAGAGCACAAGCCGCAGCAGUUCCGCUACAUCCUCCGCUACCCGGUACACAACGUCCAGGAGGGCGUCAAGAUGAUCAAGACCGGGGAGCUGGACGCGUUCCUGUACGACGCCACCGUGCUGCAGUACAUGGUGGCGCAGGACGACGACUGCGAGAUCCUCACCGUCGGCGCCUGGUACGGCAUGACCGGCUACGGCGUCGGCUUCCGGCGCGGCUCCAAGUACCUCGACCAGUUCAACGAGAAACUCAUGCAGUACAAGGACAACGGGUACAUUGAGCGACUACAACGAUUUUGGCUAACUGGUGCCUGCAAGCCACAGAAGCAGCACAAGCGCGCAUCCGAGCCACUGGCACUGGAGCAGUUUUUAUCGGCUUUUCUCCUGCUCGGCUGCGGCAUACUGCUGGCCUGUGCGAUACUGGCCUGUGAGCACUGCUACUUCAAGCACAUUCGGAAGCAGCUGGCCAAGACGGACCGCGGUGGCUGCUGCGCGCUCAUCAGUCUGAACAUGGGCAAGUCGCUGACGUUCCGCGGCGCCGUAUACGAGGCGCAGGACAUCAUCAAGUACCACCGGUGCCGCGACCCCAUCUGCGACACCCACCUGCUGAAGGUGAAGCGGGAGCUGGACGUGGCCCGUCUGCGGAUCCGCGAGCUGGAACAUCAGCUGGGCGACCCGGGGCUCGCGCCCAGUGCCCGCUUCCUGGCGUCGGUGCGCCGAGACCAAAGCAACAGCUCGUGGUGCUGUUUGCCAACCAAAGACGGGCCGCAGCACAAAGGGGCUCCCGUGGCGCGCCGGCCCGAGUGGGGCCUGCCCAGCGCCGUGCGGCACCACAUGUACACCCAGCAGUCGGCUGAGUUUAUCCGACCCCACCCGGACUCGUACGCCGCCCACCGGGUGCAGCAGAGGCCGGCCUCGGUCGAGAUCGCGGAGCUGGAGACGGUGCUGUGAGCCGGGGAGCGGAGCGCUCAGCCGAGACGGUGGCGCCGUCCACGGCAGAGGGCGCCACAGGGACCGGGGGCGAUUACCCGCCCCUACCCCUCGGCAGGACCACCAGGGGCGACACUCGCUGCGAAUUAGCCACAGCAGAGGUUCGAACCACGCCCGCUGUGCAGCUCUUAGACCCGACCAGGUCAGCGUGCGAGUCGCUUCCCUGAUUCCUGUGCGAUCACCGUUACACGCCCUGUUAUCGAUGUCGUGGCAUAGAGCCGCAGCCAGUUACUCGGGUGACUGGGUCGUUUAGUGUGGCGGAGCCCAGCGGCGCACUCCGUCCGGACAGCCGGCACGCGGAGCCGGCACCGCUGGUCAGCGCUCCCGCCAUAUGCUCAGUUAACGCGCCUGCGCCGCUGUGAUGUUCAGUGCUGACAAAUGCAUAUUUGUAGCUUAGCGCCACAUAUUAUACGACAAAUGCCAAUCAGAUCUCAGUGUACAUGUGUUGCUAUUUUGCCGGUGGUAGAUUAUCGAUGUGUUUAUAUAGAUAUACACGUUGCUACGCUAGGGAGAGGAGAUGCUCCAAAUAGGCAUGUUUGUUGUUGCGUUUUGAGCGUGGCCGGCAGUGAUGUCUGGCCCCAGAAGGGUCGUUAUGCGUAGUUAUCUAGGUAGCGGCGCUGGUAUGGUAGCACAGGCCCGGCUCGGUUCUAAAAGCUGCUCCAAAUAAUCGUACGGUUGCAAAUAGGUUGGAUGUAGCCAACUGAAGAAUGACGCUUUAAGGACCCAAUGAACAUCACAGUAUAAAGAGAUGCCACUCUGAUAUCUCAACUAGCCAUCUGUGUCUCAGUGUAUCAGUAACCGGGUCUCGGAACGUGUCAGGGCGCCGAAGCUCGCAUAUGCUUCCUGUAUCGGGUUUGUUGUUUUACGCUGGAAUACAUAAAAAUACGUGUUUGUAUUGACAUUGAUGUGCAGUAUAUCGCGGCGCACCAGUGCGCCUAACAGCCAGCUCAGUCAAGGCGAGCCCUGUCUCGACUGAGACAAUGUCUCACCCUAAUAAAAUAAUCGCACAGUC